AUGACUAUUGCUGGAGGUCACGGGGAAGGCGAUACCACUAAUGAACUCUACCGCCCUAAUGGUCUCUUCGUUGAUGAUGAUCAAAAAGAGAUUAUUGCUGACUGCUGGAAUCAUCGUAUCAUGCAAUGGAAAAACGGUGAUACAGCGAAUGGACAAGUCGUUGCUGGUGGUAACGACUCAGGAAAGGGAUUGCACCAAUUGUAUUGGACAAGUGAUGUAUUAAUUGGCAAAGAAACGGAUAGUCUCAUUAUUUGUGAUCCAGUGAAUCGACGAGUUGUACGAUGGCCUCGUCGUAGUGAUACAACACAAGGUGAAAUACUCAUUGACAAGAUCGACUGUUGGGGAUUAGUAAUGGAUCAGCAGAGAUAUCUCUACGUUUCUGGCGAUGGAAAACAUGAAGUAAGACGAUAUAAAUUAGGUGAGAAGAAGGGCACUCUCGUAGUUGGUGGAAAUGGUAAAGGUAAUGGACUCAAUCAACUCAACUUUCCGACAUAUCUCUUUGUCGAUCGAGAUCAUUCAGUGUACGUAUCAGACUACAACAAUCAUCGUGUGGUGAAAUGGGUGGAAGGUACGAAAAAAGGUAUUGUGGUCGCUGGAGGACAAGACGUAGGGGAUGCUCUGAUACAAUUGUCUCAUCCUAAUGGAAUCUUCGCUGAUACGUUGGGUACACUCUAUGUAGCAGACGAGAGGAAUCAUCGCGUAAUGCGUUGGACUCAAGGAGACAAGAAACAUGGCACUGUAAUUGUGGGUGGAAAUGGUGAAGGAGCAGAAGCUAAUCAGUUCAACGUCCCGUAUGGUUUUUCUUUCGAUCGACACGGUAAUCUCUAUGUCGCCGAUCGCGAUAAUCAUCGUGUUCAACGAUUUUCUAUCGAAAAAGACUUGUGA
Messenger RNA from Rotaria socialis, 885 nucleotides. The record is from the annotation of a GenBank genome assembly. Lineage: Eukaryota; Metazoa; Rotifera; Eurotatoria; Philodinida; Philodinidae.